Molecule: messenger RNA, 426 nt
Organism: Phanerochaete carnosa HHB-10118-sp
Lineage: Eukaryota; Fungi; Basidiomycota; Agaricomycetes; Polyporales; Phanerochaetaceae
Exons: 2
Source: RefSeq, a predicted model, not a curated record
AAGCCGACAAAUUAACAGAAGUCACAGAACGGCACAAAUCCGUCCAAGACAAAUGCCUCGAACAUAUGGCAGACAAUGGUCAAGACAGUACGGGAUGUUGAUAUGCAAAGGGUGACAAACACCAAGGAGGACAUUGACACCCUCCUUGUCUUUGCCGGUCUAUUCUCGGCCGUGGUCACGGGCUUUGUUGUUACGACAUAUCCCAACCUUCAACCCGACGACAGCGACGAGAUCGUCUUCCUCCUACGUCAGUCCCUCGCGCAAAACUACACCGUCAGCGACGGGGUUCUGCGCCCGAUGGCACCCUUUCCCUCCGAUCCGCCGUUCGAAGCUCCCCUGUGGGCUAUACGCGUCAACGGCCUCUGGUUCGCGAGCCUUAUCGUCAGCCUUUCCACCGCCUCGUUUGGCAUGCUCGUAAAGCAGUGG